Thecamonas trahens ATCC 50062 is the source of this 2802-nucleotide messenger RNA. RefSeq lists its product as uncharacterized. The coding region runs from base 62 to 2620 and encodes 852 amino acids. The record is from RefSeq and is a predicted model, not a curated record. Lineage: Eukaryota; Apusomonadida; Apusomonadidae. Gene Ontology annotation, molecular function: DNA binding. The transcript is spliced from 2 exons.
CUGUGGCUGACAACACUUGCGUGGCUCUUGCUGGCAUUGUACAAGCGCUGCGAGUAGAAACAUGUCGGACAAGAACCUCGCGACACCCGAGCGUGUGGCUUUGAAGGAAGAUUUCAAGGCCAUGCUGAAGGAGAAGGGCAUGACGCAGGCUCAGUUUGCGAAGAUGCAUGGCUUGGACCCAUCCUUGGUCUCGAAGGCCGUCAGGCCAAAGACGCCCGAGAGUCGGCGAGUCAACGCGCGGAAAGUAGUGCGUGAGGCGGUCAAUGUAUGGCGGGCCGAGAGAGUUCGCGAUUGUGAAGAUGAUCGCCGGCCAGCACCUCCCGAUCUAGGCGAGCUCCCGACGCACCGCUUGGUGGCAGACCCAUCCCAGAUGCUUGUAGCCGUGUACGCGGCGGGCCAUCCUAUGCACGUCCGUGACCACAUCCGCGCCUCGAUGCAGCUGCCAAAGCCCAAGACGAAGACCGCUGUUGCGUUUGCCGCCAUGACCGAGCCAAUCGGUGGUCCAGACGUGGCACAGGGACUGGCACGUCUUGCGUGUGCAGAGCUGGACUUUGACCGCCUUGUCAACUUUAUGGACGAUGAUGGCGAGGCGCUUUCGCAUGCUGUCGCUGAAGUCAUGGGUGGCACCGGUGCGGGCGAUGAGUCCCUAGUCUGCGACGGCGGUGUGCUUGGCGAAGCGAUAUCCAUUGACCCCCCCGAAGAGGGAGGAUUCAAGGUGGUUGGCGUCCGAUCGCGGCCCGACGGCCCAGUUGAUGCCGGCUUUGUGGUGCUUCUGCGCAAGGUCGUGAAGCCCAAUGAUGUUGGAGCGCUCCAGCUUAUGCGGCUCACGCAUGAAGUCAAGAGCGUGAUCAGCGAAAGGAUGGAGUCGUGGGUCGAGCAGCGAUUCGACAUGAGCCAGCUCGAGAACGGUAACCGAGAUGCAGUGUUUCUGCGCGAUUCCCCCGACACUGAUGGCGUCGGCAAGCACCAGACUUUUGACAACCAAGUCGGCGCUGCCGAGCGCAUGUAUGAGGUCAUUGUCAAGCAUCUGAGCCAGGAGCGGAUGCGUGAGUUUACCUCCAUCCACGCCCUUAUCCUCACCCCCAACCGUGUCUCGCUCUGCGAGCAGACCCAGCAGCGAUGCGAUUUGUUUGCCGCUCAUCUGGAGGGACUUGGCCUCGCAAACCUUGUCACGACCGAGGUACUGCAGGCUGGCCGGGGCGCGGAGAACCUUGCAGGCCGGACAAAAGCUUUGCUGAAGUUGAUCACAAAGUCACCACGCACGCUCUUUCUGGUCAUUCAGGACGAGUGCCACUGGGGUGCGGGCUUGAUGAAGCAAAAAGGCUCCAAGAAGGAGUCGGACGGCGCCGGCUCGAGCUCGGGCAAGCAGACACAGGCAUCGGUCAUCAGCUCGAUUCUACUUCACAAGACGUUUCUGGAGGCUGUGGUCGAUACCCAAAACGUGAUGGUGGUGCAGGUCUCGGCGACACCGCACAACCAGCUCAUCCCGCACUGCACGAUGAGGGACCACGUGGUGGACAUGCUCGCCAACGGAGGCCGGCCGCCGUCGUACAACGGCCUCGACGAGCUUGUCUUUAAGGAAAGGUGGCAUGCCGAUGAAAGCUUGGAGGACUUGCUCGAUGCCGACGACGACGAGCUGCGGAGUCUAGCGGCGAUCUUCUUCCACGCGCGGACUAGCGUGUCGACGCGCAUCUACGUCGACCUGGUGCAGCUGUUGUGGUACGCGCGAGCCAUCGAGCGCAAGGACCGCCAUCCGCUUGUCGCGCCGCUGCUCGAGGGGAAGCAAGUUGUGCAUGCGGUGCGUCUCUCGUCGAGCAAGAGUCUGGCUCUCUUUGCUAGGGCCAUCGGAUCGUUGAUGGCUGUCGAUGCGCCCGAGGUUGCGGUUGUGUACUCGCGGUCGGGCACGGGCUUUGAGACGGUUAGUGCGCGGUUUGCAGAGAGCAACGAGACGCAGUUCUCCCGGCUUGGGGCAUGUCCGACGCUGUUGGUUCUGGUUGACAAGGGCCGAAUGGGCGACUCAUUCCCACCGAACUUUGCAGCCUUUGAUCUCCGAGGGCGGUAUAGGUCUGUGGUCUCACAGUGGGCCUCGUUUGAUCAGGACGUUGGGCGUGCGUUUGGCCACAACACCAUAUGCGAGGUGCACUCGUCACAGGCGGCGCGCAACCUGGCCGAGUUUGUAGCUAACACCAAGUUUAACGAUCCGUCGUGCGACUACGUGGCUGCGGCGGCGCGCGAAGAACUCAUCAAGACGGUCGGACAACACGUCGAGGCUGGCGACGAUGAUGGCGACGAUGAGGAGACUGCAGGAGAGCUCGAGAAUGCGGCUGAAGAGGCCAACGAAAUUGGUUUCCUUUCCGUGGAGCACGUGCUGAGCGCGACACAUGCGCUCGCGAUGUACAAGGAUCAAGACAAGCACUAUCGCCAGAUCCGCAAGUCUAUCUCCGCGCGGAUUGUGCUCACCGCCGAGCCACAGUGCGGCAAGACCGGGACGUUCCUGCACCUCAUCGAGCUGUGUGCGAGGGCCAUCCCGAACGAUCGCGUGACACCAUUGAUGGCCGCGAUCAAUAAGCUGUCUUUGGCCGAGCGUGCCGAGCUUGACAAGUUUCUCAACAACAGCUAGUGAUUGGUGUCUGCCAGCGCAGGCCUACCGCCCAGUCAGCACUGGCGAGCGCGCAUCGCAGCGAGCGAGCGACGAACGGGAGACGAAACAAAGAACACCAUGUACUCUGCGACAAACACUCUCGGUUGCUGGUUGAGCGGUCGCUCUGCUGGCUCGACGGUUUAAGAUAUUCCUCGCAAGCG